AUGUGCCAAAAGGAACCAAGUCUAUUUAAUGAGAACUCAGGAUUGGAUUUGAAAUCUGACGGAUUCACUUCUACGUACAUAACGCAAAGUAACAUUAUCUGUUUUUUGCAGGUCGCAACAGUGGUCGCAUCUGGUCGGAAUAUCGCUGUAUUUUUAUCUUUACAAUUUAACCAAAUGAGAUACUUGUUGUCAGGUCAAUCAAAAAUAGGCGAAAGAAUUGGGUCCAAAAAAUGCACCGUCAACUCCGGUUUUUGUACAGGAGAAAGUCGUUCAAAGUUGGGAAGUUUGGUAACCAACUUAGCGAAUAUCUCGAUGAUGUUUCAAUCCUCUUUGAUGGCAACUUCAAAUGGUCGGUUUAUUUCUAUCUUCAACUUUGUUCGGUUGGGUAUGAUGUAG
This is a messenger RNA of Mucor mucedo, 396 nucleotides long. RefSeq lists its product as uncharacterized. The transcript has a single exon. The coding region runs from base 1 to 396 and encodes 131 amino acids. Lineage: Eukaryota; Fungi; Mucoromycota; Mucoromycetes; Mucorales; Mucoraceae. The record is from RefSeq and is a predicted model, not a curated record.